Rhipicephalus microplus (southern cattle tick) is the source of this 1919-nucleotide messenger RNA. RefSeq names its product negative cofactor 2beta (gene NC2beta). Gene Ontology annotation, biological process: negative regulation of transcription by RNA polymerase II; RNA polymerase II preinitiation complex assembly. Gene Ontology annotation, molecular function: RNA polymerase II general transcription initiation factor activity; TBP-class protein binding; protein heterodimerization activity. Lineage: Eukaryota; Metazoa; Arthropoda; Arachnida; Ixodida; Ixodidae. The record is from RefSeq and is a predicted model, not a curated record. Gene Ontology annotation, cellular component: negative cofactor 2 complex.
CCGCAAGGUGCCAGCAUCACGGCCUGGGGAACUGAAUGUCCGCUGCUUUGGUACCAUGUGCUGCUACUUGCUGGGAGAGGAUGCCAUUUGCUGACGAUGGCAGUCAUGAUGCAGUUGAUGCCAUUGGGGCUUUGGACAGUCUUGGCUUCGGUGCCUACCGCCAGGAUGCUGAGGCAGUGCUCAAGGACUGCAAAGCAGUGGCAGCCAAGCGUCGUCGUCAAAGUACACGCCUGGAGAACCUGGGCAUCCCUGAAGAAGAGCUGCUGCGACAGCAGCAAGAGCUUUUUGCACAGGCGCGGCAACAGCAAGCCGAGUUGGCCCAGCAAGAGUGGACACAGAUGCAGCUGGUGGCGCAGCAACAGCUUCAGUUGCAGCAGAGCCAAGUCGAGGAUGACGACGAGUACUGAAAAGGAGGGGGUGGUGUUGGUAGCACUGUUUUGUUUGACAGGCCUUCAGUCUAGGUACUCGUAUGCAACUAAGGUAUUUUCGGACAUUGCAAAAGCCUUUUGUCUUAAAUACUUUGGCUGGUUAGCACAAUUUGUAUUAAGCAUUCUCGAGAGAGAGUUCGUGUGUGAUGCACUCAUUAAAGAGACCGACAACUGCCCACAACAUGAAAUAAGAUGACUGCACGAGUGGAAAGAUUUUCCCUUUUAGUGACUCAAACCAACCCUGUUUUUUCCGUGAGAAGUGGGUUUUUAUUUUUAUUUCUUCAAUCAAUAUCGUGAAAAAUGGCCUGUGGCGUCUCUGGUGGCAAAAACAUUAACUAUCAUGAAUGCCCUGUCACGUGACCAUGCGUUAAUGUACACGGUCAACAAUUUAUUGAUUAGUGCUGAAAUAUUGUUUGAUUCUUUAUAGCAAAACUUAUUUUAAAAAAGUAAAUGUAUAAGCUUGCAUUAGUGGUACGCGUUAAAGUGGCGCUGCCUUUGCAUGACACAUGUGCAGUUCCGUUUUCGAUUACUUGGCUUGGCGAUGCGGUGAAAAUGCAAGGAAGCUCUAUAGAGGCACACUGUCUCAUUUUAAUGACUUGUUGCUUUCAAAAAUAGUUCUAAAGUGCAGAAUAAACGUCUUUAAGCAUAGUUCCAGGAAAUCCUGCAAAUGAAAUAAGAACAGCAUGCAUAAGCCACCAGAAAGGCUACCGGCAUCGCUAUCAAUACUCAGCGUUACCAAAUGAAAAGGCACUACCAUGUUCAGAGCCUUUCUGAUCGAAACAUACUGCUUAUAAAAUGACUAUGAGCUCUUGGGAAUAAUUACUGCAGCUACAAUCACUGCAAAGGGUAAGCUUUCUGUAGCGCAGGAAAAAACUGGAUCGAAAAAAGUCACUUGUCGGUCACUUUAAAAAAAAUUUACAUGCACACUGUACUACUCGAGUGUUUUAAUGGAGCACAUCACUGGACUCUGGCAUCACCUUAGGUGCUCUUGCAAGGAUCUUUACAUUCCUUGCGCUGAAGCACAGUGGUGAAAAAUGUUUUAUAGUUCAUUUUUCGGAGUGCCCAUGCCUGUGGGCUGCUGUACAGGCCAAUGGAAUGCAUAUUGAUUUUUUUUUGUCCUUGUUUCAAAACACUUUUGCUGUAAAUGAUGAAAUAGCUCUGUAUUAGUGCUGUAUUGAUUUUGUUUUUUUAUUUACAGUGGCUUAGUAGCAUGGAUGUAUUGUAUGUGAUUUGUUGUCACAUGAAUAUUUUCGACGCACAAUUUCUCUUAUGUUGGUUUAAUGUACUUGCUAAAAAUUGUUUUUGAGUUGCACGAAUAAUAAAAUAGCGGCUUUCUACUUUUCGAAGAGUGCUUGCUGGAUUUUUGCAUUUGCUGCUAUGCUUUAUCACUUGCAGUGACAGUUUGUGAUGAGCAAUGUGCCACAAAUGAUAAUGUUUUGUUUGCCACAAGCUGCGCACAUUUGUAAUAAAGACUAUUUUAGUGUACUUGAA